Chrysemys picta bellii (western painted turtle) is the source of this 954-nucleotide messenger RNA. NCBI's taxonomy places the organism in Eukaryota, Metazoa, Chordata, Testudines, Emydidae. The record is from RefSeq and is a predicted model, not a curated record.
AUGUCCAACCGCACCACUGUGACCGAUUUCCUUCUCCUGGGAUUCUCUGAGGUUCGGGAACUGCAGAUUUUACACUCUGUGGUGUUUCUAGGGAUUUACCUGGCAGCCCUGGUGGGAAAUUUCCUUGUUAUCAUCCUUGUAGUGGUCGACCACCACCUUCACACCCCCAUGUACUUCUUCCUGAUGAAUUUGUCCAUACUAGACCUUGGAUCCAUCUCCGUCACUGUCCCCAAGUGCAUGGCCAACUCCCUAUUGAACACCAAGUCGAUUUCUUAUUCUGGGUGCAUUGCCCAAGUCUUUCUUUUCAUUUUCUUCGCUGUGGUUGACUUUGCUUUUCUCACCAUCAUGGCGUACGACCGAUACGUCAACAUUUGCCAACCACUCCACUAUAAGACUAUAAUGAACAGGGGAGCUUGUGUCCAAAUGGCAGCCAGUGCCUGGAUCAGUGGAAUUAUUUACUUUAUGCAAAUUGGGAAAAUAUUUGCAUUAACUUUCUGUGGUGGUAACAAGGUGAAUCAGUUCUUCUGUGAAAUUCCCCAGCUGCUCAAGAUAACCUGCAAUGACUCGUACCUCAGUGAAAUUGUUAUUACUUCUUUUCUCUUCUUCUUAGGUUUAAGCGGUUUUACUUCUAUAAUUGUGUCAUAUGUUCAGAUAUUCAAAGCAGUGCUGAGAAUCCCCUCUGAGUGGGGCCGGCAUAAAGCCUUCUCCACCUGCCUCCCUCACCUCAUUGUGGUCUCAUUGUUAGUUUGCACUGCCACCUUUGCCUACCUGAAACCCACCUCCAGCUCAACAUCAGGACUUGAUUUAACGGUGGUUGUUCUUUAUUCCGUGGUGCCUCCAGUGAUGAAUCCAGCCAUCUACAGCAUGAGGAACAAGAAAAUCAAAGGUGCACUAAGAAAACUAACUGCGGGGAAGUUAUUCAAAAAGAAUAAAAUUUCCAGAUUUCUCCCAUGA